This is a messenger RNA of Adineta steineri, 744 nucleotides long. The record is from the annotation of a GenBank genome assembly. Lineage: Eukaryota; Metazoa; Rotifera; Eurotatoria; Adinetida; Adinetidae.
AUGGAUUUAUUACAUGCAGCUGAAUGUGGCCUUCUAUCUGUAGUAAAAGACAUAUUAUCCAAUAAUAAAUCACUCAUUCGUUCUUGUCGACAUGAAAAUCGAAGAAACCAUGCUUUCAAUUACGAAUCUUCAGCUAUUCACUAUGCUUCUCGUUCAGGUCAUUACAAUAUUGUGAAAUAUUUAUUAGAACAAAAUCCAACGAUUGUCGACGAUCAUGAUCGCGAUAAUUGGAUAUCAUUGCACUAUGCGUGUUACAAUGGACAUUUAAAUAUCGUCAAACUAUUACUACAAUACAAUGCUAAUGUGAAUAAGAAAGAUCGUUACCACUCUCAAACACCAAUACAGUUUGCUAUGUAUAGACAAUUUGAUGAAAUUGUCUAUUUUUUAGAUCCAAAUAUCAAAUUGACAUAUGACAAUGUUGAUGACGAAUCUAAAACUAAAAAUAUUCCUGUAUUUCGAAAAAAAUCAAAUUUAUUUCUUGGAAGAUAUCGAUUAAAUGAUCAUCAUAUUCAACAAAUUCAAUCAUUUCGAAGUGAUUUACAAUUCGCCGAUAUUGAAUUGAAUGAAGUUGAAGAUGUAGAAUUAUCGAAUCUUCUUGUUCGAAUAGUAAUGACACAUGAUUUUAAGAAGCACAUGAACAAAACAAUAGAAUUAUCAUCAUUAGAAGAAGAUGUCGACGAUUCAUUUUUGAGAUCAUCAUCGACAUCAGCGCAUGAACAUGUGAUGGUUUUUAAGAAUGAAUAA